Messenger RNA from Ipomoea triloba (trilobed morning glory), 964 nucleotides. Its product is annotated as nicotinate phosphoribosyltransferase 2-like. The transcript has 7 exons. Gene Ontology annotation, biological process: NAD+ biosynthetic process. NCBI's taxonomy places the organism in Eukaryota, Viridiplantae, Streptophyta, Magnoliopsida, Solanales, Convolvulaceae. The annotation marks the transcript as partial. The record is from RefSeq and is a predicted model, not a curated record. Gene Ontology annotation, molecular function: nicotinate phosphoribosyltransferase activity.
AUUUGGUAUAUACUCCUGCAAAAUCUUUGUUCUUAACGGUCCUAAUAAAUCUCUGGAACCUGGUUCCUCAAGGAUUUCAUCUCUCCAUAGAUAUAGGUAAUAGAAUAUUCUAUACAACAUACGCGGACAACGGUCUUUGUUUGUGUGUAUAUAGAGCCGGAUUGGGAAUUGGAAGCCCUAGGAUUUUGUUAGAACAGACAUGGCAGCUGUAUCUAAUGGGCCGAAGAAGGAGCGGACGUGUGAGGGGCAUAACAUCGCAGGACCGACCAAUCCGAUGGUGACUCCUCUCCUGACGGACCUCUAUCAGUUCACCAUGGCCUAUGCUUACUGGAAAGCUGGCAAGCACAAUGAUGAUGGAUUCUUUGACUACCUACGAAGCAUUGACUGUUCUGAUGUUGAAAUAUAUUCCAUAUCUGAAGGAUCUGUUGUCUUUCCAAAGGUACCCUUGAUGAGAGUUGAAGGACCAGUUGCUGUGGCUCAACUGUUGGAAACUCCUUUUGUAAAUCUUAUAAAUUAUGCAUCAUUAGUUACUACAAACGCUGCAAGACAUCGCUUUGUUGCUGGGAAGGAAAAAUUACUUCUUGAAUUUGGACUCCGACGAGCGCAGGGUCCUGACGGUGGUAUAGGGGCGUCAAAGUAUUGCUAUAUGGGAGGAUUUGAUGCUACAAGUAAUGUGGCUGCUGGAAAGAUAUUUGGAAUUCCUCUUCGUGGAACACAUUCCCAUGCCUUUGUUAGCUCAUUUAUGAGCUCAGAUGAGAUAGUUGAGAAGUCACUUCAUAGGAGUGAUGGUUCCAGUGUCUGCGAUGACUUUGUUAGUCUGGUGCAAGCAUGGAUUAAUAAAUUGAAGUGGUCAAACUUACUAGGUGGUAUUUUUGGCGAGACAAAUCAGAGUGAAUUAGCAGCUUUCACAUCAUAUGCACUGGCAUUUCCUGGCAGUUUUUUGGCCCUUGUGGACACUUAUGAU